This is a messenger RNA of Schistosoma haematobium, 1203 nucleotides long. RefSeq lists its product as uncharacterized. Gene Ontology annotation, biological process: biosynthetic process. The transcript is spliced from 8 exons. NCBI's taxonomy places the organism in Eukaryota, Metazoa, Platyhelminthes, Trematoda, Strigeidida, Schistosomatidae. The record is from RefSeq and is a predicted model, not a curated record. Gene Ontology annotation, molecular function: strictosidine synthase activity. Bases 265 to 1203 code for a protein of 312 amino acids.
AUGCCUGCUGCAAUUGCACAUAUGCCAAUAACAGACUGAUCAAUUGCAGUCCUAAACCUCAAUGGGAAGAUACAAACAAAACAAUACCAAGAACUGAGAAAACUUGUUUUUAGAUCAAUAACAGUCAUUUGUAUUGGAUAUAUAAUACGCUGUUUUCUGAAUAAAUCAACCGAUUCAUAUACUUAUCAUAUUAAUCCAUCCAUUGAGCUGAAUGACCAACUUAUUAUAAAUAAAAAUUAUGGAAAGUUAGAAAAGAUUGAUUUAAUGAAUUACAGUGGUCCUGAAAGUUUAAUUUAUCAUGAUGGUUCAUUGUAUGCCACAGUGAUUCAAGGGAAAAUAUUAAAAAUAAAUAAUUCUGGGAUUUAUGUUCAUGCAACACUUGGUUCACCAAACUGCGUUGGUGUACAUGAAUGUGGUAGACCAUUAGGUUUAAAAUUGUUCAACAAUUCGGAGAAUUUCUUGGUCACGGAUGCCUAUUUAGGUGUAUUCUCUGUCUCGGUAAAAGAUGGUAGUGUGAAGAAAUUGUUCCCCUUAGAUGAAGAUUUCAAAGUUACAUUUUUUGAUGAUUCGGUAAUGUUACCGAACGGUAGUCUUGUUAUUACUGAAGCUAGUACAAAAAAUCCUUUACGACAUUUAUGGACAACAAUUUUAGAGGGACUACCUAGUGGGAGGCUAACAAUGGCUGAUACAAAAACUGGUCAAUACAGUCACAUAAUGGAUGGUUUACGCUUUCCCAACGGAAUCGAAAUUUCUAGUGACGGAAAAUCCAUAUUACUCGUUGAAACAAUGAAACUUCAAAUUCUACGAAUUCCAUUAGACGGAGGUGAAGUGACCGUGUUCAGUGAUGGGCUACCUGGUUUUCCGGAUAAUAUCAAAGCCAUUCCACGUGGUGGAUAUUGGGUCCCUGUAUCACCUCUUCGUGACGAGCCUCUAUCUGAACUUCUACUCAAUUAUCUACCAGCUUACCCUUGUAUUCGUCAGUUGGCUUCCAGUAUUAUCUUCAUGCUUCCAUUCACAUUAAUACCGAAAGGAAAAUCAUCAAUGUUAAUUCGUUUAGAUGAAAAUGGACAGAUAAUUGAAAUUUGGAAAGAUUUGCAAAAUGAAUUACCAAAUGCUUGUGAAGUACUAGAACAUGAUGAUACUUUAUACACUGGAAGCUUUUAUCUACCUUACAUUGGUCGUUUAAGAAGAUUGUCAAAUUAA